Messenger RNA from Puma concolor (puma), 1140 nucleotides. The record is from the annotation of a RefSeq genome assembly. Lineage: Eukaryota; Metazoa; Chordata; Mammalia; Carnivora; Felidae.
AUGACCAACAUUCGAAAAUCACACCCCCUUAUCAAAAUCAUUAAUCACUCAUUUAUUGAUUUACCCACCCCAUCCAACAUUUCAGCAUGAUGAAACUUUGGCUCCCUACUAGGGGUCUGCCUAAUCCUACAAAUCCUAACCGGCCUCUUCCUGGCCAUACACUAUACAUCAGACACAAUGACUGCCUUUUCAUCAGUCACUCACAUCUGUCGUGACGUUAACUACGGCUGAAUUAUUCGGUACAUACAUGCCAACGGAGCCUCCAUAUUCUUUAUCUGCCUAUACAUGCACGUGGGACGAGGAAUAUAUUAUGGCUCCUAUACCUUCUCGGAAACAUGAAAUAUUGGAAUCAUACUACUAUUUGCGGUCAUAGCCACAGCCUUUAUAGGAUAUGUCUUACCAUGAGGCCAAAUAUCCUUCUGAGGAGCAACCGUAAUUACUAACCUCCUAUCAGCAAUCCCAUACAUCGGAACCAAUUUGGUAGAGUGAAUUUGAGGAGGCUUUUCAGUAGACAAAGCCACCCUAACACGAUUCUUUGCCUUCCAUUUUAUCCUCCCAUUCAUCAUCUCAGCUCUAGCAGCAGUACACCUUCUAUUUCUCCACGAAACAGGAUCUAACAACCCCUCAGGAAUCACAUCUGAUUCAGACAAAAUCCCAUUCCAUCCAUACUACACAACCAAAGACAUCUUGGGUCUCCUAGCAUUAAUCUUAACACUCAUGCUACUCGUCCUAUUCUUACCAGAUAUAUUAGGAGACCCAGACAACUACAUCCCUGCCAACCCUCUAAAUACUCCCCCUCAUAUCAAACCCGAAUGAUACUUCCUGUUCGCAUAUGCAAUCCUCCGAUCCAUCCCCAACAAACUAGGAGGAGUACUAGCCCUAGUACUCUCUAUUCUAAUCUUAGCAAUAAUCCCAACCCUCCACACCUCCAAGCAACGAGGAAUAAUGUUCCGACCACUAAGCCAAUGCUUAUUCUGACUCCUAGUAGCAGACCUCCUAACCCUAACAUGAAUUGGCGGCCAACCCGUAGAACAUCCUUUUAUUACAAUCGGUCAAUUAGCCUCUGUCCUAUAUUUCUCAACCCUCCUAAUCCUAAUACCCAUUUCAGGCAUUAUCGAAAAUCGCCUUCUAAAAUGAAGA